CCCGACAAGACAUCAAAAAUCCUCUCCCUAAGCUCAGUAUAAUAAUAAACAAAUCUUCAGUUCCCUGGAGGAAAAAUAAAUGGAAAAUAUAUCGGAGUCCUGGCGAAUUUUAUUCCAUCCAAUUUUCACCAAUGUUUCGAUAACUUGCAGUGUUUUUUGAGGACUCUGGAGUGACAGAGUUGAAGGAAUUCAGGGCUCAUAAAGUUUAUUUUGAGUGAAGAAAGAAAAAAGGAACAACUUUUGUGUCAGUGUGACAGACGUUUCAGUUGAGGUGCGUGGGAGUGAACGAUUACUUGUUUUUUAAAUAAAUAUUUUCAAAAAUGGGGAGCACUGAUAAAGCAGUCAUUACUGGAUUCAUAUGCAGACUUUGUAGUAAAAUGAAUCGUUUUGUUAUACAUAUUUAUGGUGAGGAGGGCGAGAGGAUGAAACUCGCUGAGAAAAUUAAUGCCUAUCUUCCAAUUGAGAUUAAGAUGAACGAUCCUCUCCCCAAAACCGCCUGUCUCCACUGCAUUGAACGACUGGAGGCCCAUCACGAGCUGAUGGAAAAAAUUUUAUUUGCAAGAAAACGAUUUGGAAUGGAAUCAGAAAUGAAAGAAGUUCCAGAACAAACGACAACGAACACCGUCACCGUAGAUACAGCGCCAGCUUCAAAUUCUCCUCCAUGUUGACAUAUUGUUCUAAUUAAUUAAUGAAAAAUAAUCGAUAAUAAUAUUCGCUCAAUCGAGUCUCAUAAGUCCUUGUAUUUUCAAAUUUUGUGUAAUAAUUUAAGGUGUUGAAUCAUCGAGAACAUAUAAUGAUCAUUUUUACAGAAUUUAUUGAUGUCGUUGACGAAAAAAUGUCCAAAAAACACAUACACUUUAUUUUCUGAUUUAUUUUUCACGUUAUUUUGCGUCUUGCCAAACAGAAUAUUAUUCUCUGCUAUAGAUCAAAUUGUAUAUUUAUCAAUUCAUGAUUUUUCUUUGCUUUAUUGGCCUCGAUUUUCAUGAGAUUAUCAAGAUUUACUUUAUUUUUGAUUGUACUUUUUAAAUAAAUUUUGUAAAAAUUUUAUCACAUGCCAUUGUGUGUAGAUCAAGUAAACGAGUGAAAUCAAACUGCAAUCUUUUAUUAAAAUUUAGAACGGAAAUUGUUAUGAUUGUGUACUUAAUAAUUUCAGAGGCCCAGGGAAACUUGUGUAGAAACCAUUAAAUUAUCCAAAUCCCCUCGUUCUAUUGCAAAAACAUCCCAAACUAGUGCAUCAACUCUGAAAUCGUCGAAAACUAAUCAGUGUCCAUUAGCUAAGAUUUUUUUUUCUUUCAGGAAGUGUAAACAUCGCUGUACGAUUAUUAUAUUUGUACAAUUACUGUAUUAUAUAAUGUAUUUUUAUGUAAGAAGGGAGUAUUCGAGAAAAAAACCUUUUUAAAAUACUCAUAACCCCCUAAGUAAGUAUGUAAUAAAAUAAAAUUGCUGUAUAAAAAUCUC
Molecule: messenger RNA, 1458 nt
Organism: Diachasmimorpha longicaudata
Lineage: Eukaryota; Metazoa; Arthropoda; Insecta; Hymenoptera; Braconidae
Exons: 2
Coding region: 321-668 (115 amino acids)
Cellular component (GO): nucleus
Molecular function (GO): zinc ion binding
Source: RefSeq, a predicted model, not a curated record